GCACCAUUUUUCGGCUGUGCUUCAGAUCGUUAUAACCGUAAGAAGGUCAUAUGCAUUGGAUUAUUCUUCUAUUCCCUUUUCGCCUUUGGAUGCACAUACAUUCCCAAGCAGGGGUUCUGGAUCUUCCUGCUUGCGCGACUAGCUGUUUCAGCCAUGGCGGAAAGCUGCUUGACCCCAGUACCUUCGCUGAUUGCGGAUCUUUUCGGUCCUGAGAAGAGGACACGCAUCCUAGCUUUAUACAUGUGCACUAAGGCAGUGUUCUGUAUCAUUGCUAGCUGCUUUGGAACACCAGUAAUUAACCUGGCAGGUUUGAACUGGCGCAAUGCACUGCGGAUAACCCCAGGGUUUGGCCUUUUUGGCCUAUUACUGGCAGUAAUCGUUAUGAAGGAACCUCAACGAGGAGGAAUGGAAGAUGACAAAAAUGGGGAUGAAGGAACUAAAUUAAAUUGUUCCUGCUAUACUAACCUGAAACAACUGCUGAAAAGUUGUCACUUUCUCACCUUCACAGCUGGCAUAUUAUGCUAUGCUUAUGUGCUUGGUGCGAAAUAUUUUUGGGUCCCUAGAAUAAUUCGACAAGCCCGGAAAGAUGUACCUAUCGAGGUAUAUUGUUGGACCACAGACUGCAGCUAUGAUGAUAACCUGAUUUUUGGAAUCAUCAAAUGCGCUUCUGACCUAAUUGGAAUUCUUAUUGGCACGGAAAUCAGCAAGCGUUACCAGAAGAAGAAUCCUAAUGUCGACGCACUGUUGUGCGGAAUAGGGCUUUUCUUCUGUGCACCUUUCUUUGUGCUCUUUAUAUUCUUUGUAGAAAUCAAUCUGCCUGCUGCCUAUGGAUUCAUUGCCAUCUCUAGGAUAUUACAAGCAAUAUGCCAAGUCCCGAUGGUUAACAUGAAACUGAACCUAGUGAGCCCAGGACUACGUGGGACAGCUAGUUCUAUUCAAAUGUUAUUUGCUAAGCUGAUAGGAAAAGUAGGGAGCAUAUACUUUAUAAUGUUGAUUUCUGAAGCAAUCCUAAAGCACAACUAUACUCGGCUCAGUAGUGUGCAGUUUGCGUUGACAUUGGCUCCAUUAGUGGCAAUGAUUGGAGGGAUAGUAUUUUUUACCGUAUAUCUCCUAAAACAGAAAAGGGCAGCAAAACCAGGUCCGGAAGCUGUUAUCAGCCAGAAAUAACUCCCAUCCCAGGAUACAGGCCUGUUGGACAAACAUACAGGGCUAUAUAUACAAAGUGUUGAUCUUGUCUACUCCAAUUGAAAUGCUUCUACCUGCCACGGAUAAUGACAGGGCAUCGGGCACC
Molecule: messenger RNA, 1291 nt
Organism: Xenopus tropicalis (tropical clawed frog)
Lineage: Eukaryota; Metazoa; Chordata; Amphibia; Anura; Pipidae
Product: protein spinster homolog 1-like
Exons: 10
Coding region: 154-1167 (337 amino acids)
Biological process (GO): transmembrane transport
Cellular component (GO): membrane
Molecular function (GO): transmembrane transporter activity
Source: RefSeq, a predicted model, not a curated record